This is a messenger RNA of Lichtheimia ornata, 747 nucleotides long. RefSeq lists its product as uncharacterized. The transcript has a single exon. Bases 1 to 747 code for a protein of 248 amino acids. The record is from RefSeq and is a predicted model, not a curated record. NCBI's taxonomy places the organism in Eukaryota, Fungi, Mucoromycota, Mucoromycetes, Mucorales, Lichtheimiaceae.
AUGAAAUGCACAGCAGCAAGCGUUCUUUUAGUUGCCACUGCCCUCGUCUCUCUUGUAGAGUGUACUUCAUCGGACGAUGAGUCUACGGUCAAUAGAAUUCGUGCUGACGAGAGCCAUCUACGUGCACUUGUCGUUAUUCUUUCGUUGACGGGUGGUUUGGCUAUUGCUUUUGGACUUGGUGCUGGUAUAUGCUUGUAUUGGCACUGUAGAGCAUUCAGGCGAAGAAAACUUCGAAAAAGUCAAUUACAGCAACAGCGGGAUGAAGAAGUAUCAGUACUACCUAUGCAAGAAAGUCAACAACAACAACAACAAUCAACACCCGUUGACUUGCCAGCAAUUAUUGUCACGUCCCCUAGUGAAAACAUUACUCCAUUGACGGCUAUUGAGAAUAACGAUACUACUACAGCGUCAUCCAGCCCCAGCUUGGUUCCCAUGACAACGGCUACGACAACAGCUGCUCAACGGCCAUCACAACCUGUCAUACCUACACCUCCUGAUACGAGCACAGUACUUGAAGAACCUGGGCCAUCGGCACCAUCUGCCAAGGAACUCCUCAUCGGUCAAGAUAACAAUAAUGGGAAUAAUGCACACGCUGAUGAUUCGGCCAUUGUGUUUCAUAGCGAGUGUUGUUGCCAACAUCCAAUUGUACCACCACCACCAGCCUAUUCGCCAUACUCUUAUCCUCAACCUCUUGUGUUGGAUCCUGACACUGCACCUGCUAUUGCAUAUGUCAACAGACACAUGUAA